AUGCAGCGUACACGCUGCAGCGGGGAAGGCGGGCGGCGCCUCGAGAGGCUGUCGGGCUGGGUUGUGCGCGGAUUUCGAUGCGGAGACAUUCCUUAUGCCUGGGAAUGUGGUGGCCUGCGCAGAAGCGACCCGCAAAGUGGCCAAGUACGGGUACCUCUUCGUCGCCCCCGGCUGGGACUUCUCCAACCCGCUCAACAGGACCAAGGUGGUGUGGUUGGUGGUGGUGGUGGUAGAGGUGGUGGUGGUGGUGGUGGUCAGAAGGUUGGUGAUGGUGGUGGUAGAGGUUGGUGGUGGUGGUGGUAG
Messenger RNA from Gryllus bimaculatus (two-spotted cricket), 303 nucleotides. NCBI's taxonomy places the organism in Eukaryota, Metazoa, Arthropoda, Insecta, Orthoptera, Gryllidae. The record is from the annotation of a GenBank genome assembly.